Aquila chrysaetos chrysaetos is the source of this 4690-nucleotide messenger RNA. RefSeq names its product RNA-binding protein 44. The record is from RefSeq and is a predicted model, not a curated record. NCBI's taxonomy places the organism in Eukaryota, Metazoa, Chordata, Aves, Accipitriformes, Accipitridae. Gene Ontology annotation, cellular component: membrane; cell surface; signaling receptor complex. Gene Ontology annotation, biological process: intracellular protein transport; regulation of G protein-coupled receptor signaling pathway; calcium ion transport. The transcript is spliced from 18 exons. Gene Ontology annotation, molecular function: coreceptor activity; RNA binding.
UUAAGUGUUUGUACCAUGGAAUUAGAAAAGAACGACGAUGUUAAAAGCAAAAGGAGAUGCUUCAGUCAGACCUCCCAUCUUUUUUCUUGUUCUGAGGAAGCUGAGCACACACUCGUCAGAGACAUUGCAUUGUCAGAGGAAAGCUUACCUUAUUUAAGUUCAUCUUUAGAUGCAGACAUUGAAAUGUAUACUAAAGAGAGAAUGAGAAUUUGCUGUGCACAGGUAGAUGAAAGCAAGAAAGAAGCUGAUAUGUUGGGAAGGUCAUGUGACAAUAUGCACUUUAAUUGUGGGGUGUGUGAUGAUUGCAGACAAAGCCAUUUAGGUGAAGAUUCACAGCUGGAGUAUCUCAGUGCUCACGAACAAGAUUUUGAUGAUAGGAAUAGCUCAAGUGAGUUUUCUGAGCAAAGGGAAACUAUAGGAAUCGAAACCUUAAAGCUGAUAGACCCAGGUCAUGAAGUUCCAGGCGGUGCAGUCACACAGAAGCAAAAUCUCAUUGACAUGUCAGAAGAUUGUUCUGCUUCUGAGUAUGGUGUAGGUGACCAGACCUGCCCAGAAGCAGCUAUGCCAGAGCUUCCCCACAUGCUUCAUGACUCUCUGUCUCUGCCAGAUUGCAAUGGCAUGAGUUAUGAUCAUCAGGAAGAGCAAACAGAGUAUCAUAGUGUUGUUUGUGGAAGUAUACUUGAAAGUCAUUCAUGUGGGAAUAGAGAAAGGGUCUGUCCAAAUCGGCUUGUAUAUGGCAGUUUAGAAAAUGGAGAGGUGAAAGACAUACCACUGAUGGACAGCAUGCUGCCACCCCAAAUCGCUACAAGCAAAGAAGUGUCUGAAAAGAAUGAUAGACACAUUCACAGUGUCUCAGUGAAGAAAGACAAUCCUUUACUGUCAGCAAGGGAAAGAGCCCCUGCAGUAGCCCUGCAAUUUUGUGAACCUGCGGGGGAUUCUGAUUUCUACAGUUGUGAAGAAUCUGGUAUGUGUGCACAUGGUACCAGCUGCCUUGACUGCACUGCAAAGGAUGCUGAAACCCAAUUUCUGGUCUCUGCAAUUCUCCCUAGCAAGAACCCCUUUUUUGGGGUGGAAGUUGCAGAUAAAUCCUCCCAUGGAAAUACCAGCUGUCUGAACUCGGAGCAUCGUGAAACCUUGAAAAAUGUUACCAGUGACUCUAUGGUUAACCAGGCUGUUGAUGCGAGUUCUGAUUUUAGAGCUUGCUUUACAACAAGCAGAAGUACCAGUGCUCAGGUUUGUCACUCAUCCAGGGCUACUAAUACAGAGAUAACAAUGAUGAACAAAUCUCGACCCGUGGGAUGGCGCCAUGAAAGGUGUGCAGACGUUGCUUGCAAUACAGACUGGUCAUGUGGAGCUGGUGGCACAGAGGAAAUUCCAUUGCAGCUUACUGACACACUGGAAAAACAUUCAGAUGGCAAUACUGCAACAGCUGAAAGAAGUUCACAAAUUCAGGAACAGUGGGAAUCAAAAAAUGAGCUGUGUAGCAGUGAUUUAAAGAUAAGCACUGACAGGCCGGUACACCUUGACAAACAAGCUGUGAAGAAUUCUACAUCAAGCUACUGUCAAAAAAUACUGCAGAGAGCAAUUGAAGCAGAAUUGCAGAUUCUAAACAUUCAUUAUCAGAUGUGUUAUCGGCACUGCUUGAAGAUUUACAAACUGGCUUUGGAGGAAAACACAGGUUUUAGCAGGCACGUACUUUAAUGUAAUGGCAAUGCUGAAUUAAGUUCAUCUCUCAUGUUGGUUUUGGAAGAGGUAAAAAAGAAUUACAGCAGUAUGAGAAUGAAAAUAAAAAUGGGCAUACCUUUAAAUGCGCUUCCACCGCUAUCAGUUGAGAUGAAGUUGUUCCCAAUCUCUUCUUCUUAUGUCCCCUGCAAGUUGUUCAGAGAGGAUCUUUGCUAUGAUCCUGUUUCAGGCACAAGAAAAGCUGACUUUGAAGUACCAAAACUGCAAGAAAGGAAAAGUUCUGUCAACAUGGUAGGGACUACUUCUUCUUUCCUAGACAUUAUGUUGGACAAUCCACAAACUGUAUGUUUAACUGGUGGCUGUCAGCCAAGUGACUGUACUUCCUCCAAGACAUUUGAAGAACAACAUAAAGAUCAGGACAUGGAACGUGGCUGUGUGAAAAAUGAAGAAAGGAAUGAAUAUUGGUUUGAUGCUAAAGAGGAGUUGACAGUAGCAGAUUUUUCAGUAAUAUCUGAAGGAACAAAAAAACAACAAGAAAAACAAGACACAGUUGAUUUAAGAGGUGAGGUUAUAAUGGAGAGUGGAGAUGAGUGUUCUUUUAUUCGUGUUGGUGGCCUAAAUUCCUCAGUGUCAGAGGGUGAUUUAAGAUCACAUUUCCAGAAGUAUCAAAUUUCUGACACUCUUACCUCUGUGGAUUCUAGUAACUACAGAUACCCAUUUCUUUCCUUUAAAGACACUAAUAAAGCAAAGUUAGCUGUAGAGGAAAUGAACCAGAAAAAAAUAAAAGGAAGACCAGUAAGUGUUGAACUUGUAGAUACUUCAUCACAGAAUAAAUAUUUGGUUUCCCAAGUACUUACAAAUAAGCUUUGGCAUGAAAACCAACCUGUUGAUAACAGUCAAAGAAAUCAUCAAGACAAAACACUUGCUUCAGCCUCCAAUUCUGUGAAAGCACCUGACGCCACCUCUGCUUCUGAGAAAAUGCAUCUCCUUCCCAUAACUUCUUCAGAAAUUUCUUGCUCUACACAAGUACGUUCAGAAACAGAGUGCACUGGUCUGAAAUCAUCUACUGAAGAUUCUGUACAUUAUUUGCUUGGAGUUAAUCAAAAGGAUACUGGAGAAAAUUUCCUCCAGAAAACAUCUGCUCCUUUCUCCACUAAUUCAUAUGAUGCCUUUAUUUCUCCUAAUACGUUGAACUUGAGCAGCUUUACCAAAUUAAUGAAGAAACUUCAAGAAAUUCAUCCAGAGGCUAGCAGAGACAAAAUUGUGGAUGCUCUGCUGGAGGUGAGGAGAAACAACAAAGGUAUCCUAAGCGGCUUGUCCAUCAAUUCUAUUGCAGAAAGGACCUCUCUUAUUCUGAGGAAAUCGAUGCCCAGUUGUGGGUGGGAAAAGCAAUGGAGGCGCAGGGGAGGCAGCGAGGGCUUCAUUUUAGAAAACCAGGCUUCGGAGCUGGCAGCGCUGGUGGACGUGGUUACGUUACCUGCCUUCGGUCGUGCCGCCAUCUGCCGAAGCAAGGCGUUGCUCUGCGGAGAAAGCAGCCGCCCUCGGCCCGGCCGGGGGAGGGAGGCGCGGCCGCAGCCCGGGGCGGUGUGCCGGCCGGGGCCCGCCCCUGGCGCGCAGGAGGGCCGCCGGCGCCGAGCCGCCCCCUCGACCCCCCGGAUCCGAGGAGGAUCCUGUUCUGCCGUCCCGCUCCUUCCCGUGGGCCGCCGGUACCCCGCCGGGACCGGGACCGGGACCGGGACCGGGAGCGGGAGCGGGAGGGCUGGCUGCGCGGGGCAGAGCGCGGCGGCGGCGAUGGCCCUGCUCCCGCGGCGGUUCUUCUGCUUCGUGCUGGCCCAUCACUUCAUCACGGCGACGGCGUGCCAGGAGGCGGACUACGGCUGGAUGAUCCGGCACUACUGCCUGAAGCAGUUCCAGCUCAGCAUGGAGGGCAUCGGGCAGCGGCUCUGGUGCGACUGGGACGAGACUGUGGGCACCUACGGGGAGCUGACGAACUGCACGGCGCUGAUCGCCGAGAGGCUCGACUGCUACUGGCCCAACCGGCUGGUGGACGAGUUCUUCGUGGCCGUCCAUAAGCAGUACUUCAGGAACUGCUCCCCGUCUGGCCGGGCGCUGCACGAUCCCCCCAACGGCAUCCUCUGCCCCUUCAUCCUGCUGCCCGUCCUUGUCACCCUGCUGAUGACCGCGCUGGUGGUGUGGAGGAGCAAACGCAGCGAGGGCAUCGUGUAGGGACGCCCUGCCGCCGACACAGGGGAGGGAUGGGGGCACCGCCCCCCCAGAACGUGCCCGUUUUUUGGAAGGACCCUGGCAGAGGAGCAUCAUGGUGGGUACCAAGCCCUGGAGACAGAGACAGCAACACUACCGCUUCUCCCUCACCGGUACCCUCCGCACCACGCACAUGCCAUUCGCCCGGCGGUUUCCAAAUAAAUACAUCAUUUAAGACGCGGUUGUUUGGCAAUACAGGAUGCCGGUGGCCAGCAAGGCAUGGGCUGUCCCAGCAGCGGGGAGCCCUCUUGGGGUACCGGGGAGCACGGCUCUCCCUGGGCAUCGGCACCACCACAGCUCUGCUCAGCCUUUCCCAGUAGCUUCCCUCCGAGCCCCCCCCCAGCAUCACGUACCAAAAGAUGAACAUUUUUAAAGGAAAAAAAAAAAAAAAAAAAAAAGGUGUGUGUGUGAAAUCCUGCCAGCCCCACAGUGCCGGCACAGCGUAACGGUGAGGCCGGUGGGUCUGGGUGCAACCCUGGGCAACGAAACCACCACAGCUUCCUCUUUUUGUCCUUUUUUUUCCACACCAGGAAAGGCAUCUUCUCCCCCAGCCUCCAGCACAAGGACCAGGCCUGCACGGGUGGGGUUCGCCUAGGAGAUGGGGAGCAAUGGGUGACAGUCAGCAGUGGGAAGCUGGUGGCACUGGUGGCAGCACCGGUGGUGGCCUUGGCGGUGCCCUGGGGCUAACAAGCAACGGGAAUAAGGUGCUUUUCCUACCUAAAUAAAUACAUACAUAAAUAAACCA